CUGGUGGGGCGGCGGGGCGCUGCGGCGGCCGCGGGGCUCGCGGGGCCCUGGCGGCGGGCCGGGGAACUGCAGGCGGGCGCGGGGCUCGGCGCGGGGGGGGGGGUCUGACACCGGCCGGGAGGAGGGGCCGCUGUCCCUGCGGCCAGUGCUGGAUGCGGGGACCCGGCGCGGAGCAGCUGCAGGUGGAGCCGUCAGUAGCGGUCACCCCCAGGCGGCCGGGCCCAGGGCCUAUGUGUGAGCUCUGACUGCCAUCUGGAGCCCCAGCACCGCCGCCCCAGAGCCGAGGGCCCCCAGCCCGCAGCCCCAGCCUGCCUCCCGCCUCGGCUGCCCGCCAUGCCCUCCAGCGGCCCCGGGGACACCAGCAGCUCUGCCCCUGAGCGGGAGGAGGACCGCAAGGCCCCAGAUCCCGGUGCUGAUAGCAGGAGGUGUUCACAGGACGUUCCCGGCCGCCCACGCCUGCAGGGAUGUUGGCUCACCUGGCAGGUUUCCCGGGAGGCAGGCAGAGCCGCUGCCAGGCGCCUAUGGCAGCUGCAUCCCGGGCUGGGACUAGAAGCUUGAAUCCCGGUCUUUGCAGAGCAGUGUGUGCACUCUACCAGGAGGGAGAGGAGCAGGAGGAGGUCCGCAGCAAGGAGGAACGGCAGGAGCCCAGCACCAUGGCGCGCAAGGUCGGGCGGCCUGGGAGGAAGCGCAAGCACCCUCCGGCAGAGAGCAGCGACGUGCCCAAAGACCCCCCGGUCACCUCCAAGACCCCGUCCAUGGCCCAGGACUCGGGCCCCUCCGAGCUGGUGCCCAACGGCGACUUGGAGAAGCAGCGGAAAGAGCCCCAGCCGGAAGAGGGGAGUCCUGCUGGGGGGCAGAAGGCCGGGGCCCCAGCCGAGGGAGAGGGUGCAGCGGAGACCCCGCCGGAAGCUUCCAGAGCAGUGGAGAACGGCUGCUGCACCCCCAAGGAUGGCCGAGGCACCUCCCAGGAAGAGGGCAAAGAACAGAAGGAGACCAGCAUCGAGGCCAUGAAAAUGGAGGGCUCCCGUGGCCGGCUGCGGGGUGGCCUGGGCUGGGAGUCCAGCCUGCGCCAACGCCCCAUGCCGAGGCUCACCUUCCAGGCGGGGGACCCCUACUACAUCAGCAAGCGCAAACGGGAUGAGUGGCUGGCACGCUGGAAGAGGGAGGCUGAGAAGAAGGCCAAGGUGAUUGCAGUGAUGAAUGCUGUGGAGGAGAGCCAGGGCUCCUCAGAGCCUCAGAAGGUGGAGGAGCCCAGCCCGCCCGCCAUGCAGCAGCCCACCGACCCCGCCUCCCCCACUGUGGCCACCACGCCUGAGCCCGUGGGCGCUGAUGCUGGGGACAAGAACGCCACCAAGUCGGCCGAUGACGAGCCCGAGUAUGAGGACGGUCGCGGCUUUGGCAUUGGGGAGCUGGUGUGGGGGAAGCUGCGGGGCUUCUCCUGGUGGCCGGGCCGCAUCGUGUCCUGGUGGAUGACCGGCCGGAGCCGAGCCGCCGAAGGCACCCGUUGGGUCAUGUGGUUCGGAGAUGGCAAGUUCUCGGUGGUGUGUGUGGAGAAGCUGAUGCCCCUGAGCUCCUUCUGCAGCGCUUUCCACCAGGCCACCUACAACAAGCAGCCCAUGUACCGCAAGGCCAUCUACGAGGUCCUGCAGGUGGCCAGCAGCCGCGCGGGGAAACUGUUCCCGGCGUGUCAUGAUAAUGAUGAGAGCGACACGGGCAAGGCGGUGGAGGUGCAGAACAAGCAGAUGAUCGAAUGGGCCCUCGGUGGCUUCCAGCCCUCUGGCCCCAAGGGCCUGGAGCCCCCAGAAGAGGAGAAGAACCCCUACAAAGAAGUGUACACAGACAUGUGGGUUGAACCCGAGGCUGCUGCCUACGCUCCACCCCCGCCCGCCAAAAAGCCCCGGAAGAGCACAACCGAGAAGCCCAAGGUCAAGGAGAUCAUUGAUGAGCGCACGAGAGAGCGGCUGGUGUACGAGGUGCGGCAGAAGUGCCGGAACAUCGAAGACAUUUGCAUCUCUUGUGGGAGUCUCAACGUCACUCUGGAGCACCCUCUCUUCAUCGGGGGAAUGUGCCAAAACUGCAAGAACUGCUUCCUGGAGUGUGCCUACCAGUAUGACGACGACGGCUACCAGUCCUACUGCACCAUCUGCUGCGGGGGGCGUGAGGUGCUCAUGUGUGGCAACAACAACUGCUGCAGGUGCUUUUGCGUGGAGUGCGUGGACCUCCUGGUGGGCCCGGGGGCAGCGCAGGCGGCCAUCAAGGAAGACCCCUGGAACUGCUACAUGUGUGGCCACAAGGGCACCUAUGGGCUGCUGCGGCGGCGUGAUGACUGGCCCUCUCGCCUCCAGAUGUUCUUCGCCAAUAACCACGACCAGGAGUUUGAUCCUCCGAAGGUUUACCCACCUGUCCCAGCCGAGAAGAGGAAGCCCAUCCGCGUGCUGUCGCUGUUUGAUGGAAUUGCUACAGGGCUUCUGGUGCUGAAGGACUUGGGCAUCCAGGUGGACCGCUACAUUGCCUCGGAGGUGUGCGAGGACUCCAUCACGGUGGGCAUGGUGCGACACCAGGGCAAGAUCAUGUACGUCGGCGACGUUCGCAGCGUCACACAGAAGCACAUCCAGGAGUGGGGCCCGUUUGACCUGGUGAUCGGGGGCAGCCCCUGCAAUGACCUCUCCAUUGUCAACCCAGCCCGCAAGGGACUCUAUGAGGGCACCGGCCGGCUCUUCUUUGAGUUCUACCGCCUUCUGCAUGACGCCCGGCCCAAGGAGGGUGACGACCGCCCCUUCUUCUGGCUCUUUGAAAAUGUGGUGGCCAUGGGCGUCAGUGACAAGAGGGACAUCUCUCGAUUUCUUGAGUCCAACCCUGUGAUGAUUGAUGCCAAAGAAGUCUCAGCUGCACACAGGGCCCGCUACUUCUGGGGGAACCUUCCCGGUAUGAACAGGCCACUGGCGUCCACUGUGAAUGACAAGCUGGAGCUACAGGAGUGUCUGGAGCACGGCCGGAUAGCCAAGUUCAGCAAAGUGAGGACCAUUACUACGAGGUCGAACUCCAUAAAGCAAGGCAAAGACCAGCAUUUCCCCGUCUUCAUGAAUGAGAAAGAGGACAUCUUAUGGUGCACUGAAAUGGAGAGAGUGUUCGGCUUCCCCGUCCACUACACCGACGUCUCGAACAUGAGCCGCUUGGCGAGGCAGAGACUGCUGGGCCGCUCGUGGAGUGUGCCCGUCAUCCGCCACCUCUUUGCGCCACUGAAGGAGUACUUUGCUUGUGUGUAAGGGACAUGAGGGCAAACAGACGGAGGUAGUGACGCAAAGUCAAACACAAAACACAACAAACAGCAACAAAAAAAAAAAACACCAAGAAUUUGAGGACGGAGAGAAGUAUCAGCACCCAGAAGAGAAAAAGGAAUUUAAAAACAAAACAAAACAAAAAAAUCAAAAAAAAAAAACAACACAGAAGCAGAGAAACAUACCAGAAGGCGUGGCCUUGCAAAAAGGAUUGGAAAUCAUCUCCUGUUUUUUUUUUUUUUUCUUUCGAGGUUAAUCUUCAAUCUUAGUUUAAAAAAAAAAGGAAAAGAAAAAAAGUAAUGAAACCAAGCUCCCUCUCCUUUCUCCCUUUUUCUUUCUUCCUUUCUUCUGCUUCUCCUUCUUUUUCUCCUUCUUCUUCUUCUUCUUCUUCUUCUUUUUCUCCUUCUUCUUCUUCUUCUUCUUCUUCUUUUUCUCCUUCUUCUUCUUCUUCUUCUUCUUCUUCUUCUUCUCCUUCUCCUUCUUCUUCUUCUUCUUCCUCCUCCUCCUCCUCUUCUUAUUUUUUUGUCAAACCUUUUGUUCCCUACUUUUACAGAGGAGUUUUCUGUUUGGGUUUUUUAUUAUUUUUUUAUUUCUCGCUGUGACUGAAACAGGAUUUAGUGCAGCAAAAAUCACUAACAAAAAAAUAAAAGAGUAAUGAUACCUUAUAGAAGGAAGAUGGGAGAGAAGGGAAAAGGAAAUUUUUAUAGCAAUCCCUCUAUUGGAUAUUAUUAUUAUUAUUUUUACUAUCUUUUUUGUUGUUGUUGUCUCUAGCCUGAUCAGAUAGGAGCACAAGCGGGGGAGAGUAAAUGGAGACACGCGUGGGUGGUGUCAGGGUCCCUCUUGGCCGCCGAGCCUCUCGCCAGCACCAUUCCUGGGAGCACGUGCAGAGCAGAAACCAGCUAGCGACAGAGAGACAGAACACCACACCAGAUCCUUCCAGUAUUUCAGGUGCCUACCACACAGGAAACCUUGAAGAAAAUCAGUUUCUAGAAGCCGCUGUUACCUCUUGUUUACAGUUUAUAUAUAUAUGCUAGAUAUGAGAUCUAUAUAUAAAAGGUACUGUCAACUACUGUACAACCUGACUUCACAAUGGUGCUUUCAAACAGCGAGAUGAGGAAAAGUAACAUCAGCUUCCGUGGUGCCUUCUGUGUAAAGGGUGUGCCACCGCGGUGAGGGGUGGGAGGACGGCAGCUGGAAGGGGAGUCAGCCUUCGGGAUGGCUUCCCCUCUUGACAAGGCAGAGGGGGCAGAAUUUGGGGAAAUGGAAAAAAAUAGUGCUCUCCCCUUCCACCCUGCCAAAAAUUUAAAACUGGGGGAGGUGGUGGGACCUCGGGAAGCUGAGGGCAGAAUUCAUCCAGGCUCAUGCAAUAACUUUUUUUUUUUCUAAAAGGAGACCCCUUCCCUCCUCCCACAGGGAGGUGUCAGGAUGAGGGUAGUGUCUUUGUUUCCAGCUUUUGACAUGAGCCCAUUGGUGGGGCCUCCAGCCUGCCCGAACCUGAGCAGUUUUUUUUUUUUUUUUUUUGCAGCCCCGCCUGGAGCGAAUAAAAAAACACACAAAGCGGACUGGUGCUUUCCUGUCUAAGUCGACUAUUGUGUGUUUUUAGAGGAUCCCUGCCACCCACCCUCAGCCCAAGGCGCCUCUGUCCCAUCGGCUCCAGAGGCUGCAGUUUUGAACUGGGAGGCUGCAGACACCUUCUCUUGGGGAUUUUUAUUGCUUCUGGUUCUGAUGACGUUUGUGUUCUGGAUUUUUUUUUUCUUCUUUCCUUUUUUUCUUUUUCUUUGUAAGACAAACAGAAUCCCAACACCCCCUUCCCUUUCGGUUUCUCAAACCAAGGUGCGGGGAGCAGGGUGCUUCUAAGUUAAGUGGUGGCCCUGGUGCUCUGGCUUGCUCUAACGCCAGGUGGGCCACCAGGCCCUGUGACAGCCCAGCGGCCAGGUGUUCCCCCACUGGGACCUGCCUUCCGGGCGUCUGUCUUCUCUUCUACUUCCCCUCCUCUCAUGUGUCAGGGCUGGAGGGGGUUGGCCCUGGCACCCCCCCUCCCCCCGUGUGUGUGGCUGGAGUGCUGUGUGUUUCUUUUCUAGUACUUGGUCUGAUGAUAGCUGUGCUCUUACCGGGAGCCCAUGUCCUGCUCAGGCAGGCAGCUCCGGGCCAGGGCUGACAGGUACACGCUGGCCUGUCUGGAUGGGGUGUAGAUAUGUGGCAUAUAGAGAUAUAUAUUUUAUAAUGGGAGGGGGAACGGCACCUCCUGGGACUGGUCUAGCUGGGAGGUGUGCGCAGAAGCAUACGGUCCCGGGUUCGCCUCCCUAGAAAGCUAGGGCCUAUGGUCAUAGGCACUAUAUAAAUACAUAGAUAGCGUCAUGUAUAAGAAAUAUUAUGGAGUGGGGGCGGGCUGGGGGGGGUUCAGUGCUGAGUCCUACAGCAGACAUAAGCCCCCCCAUACACACAUGCCAGUCAGUCCCACAUGCACACAGGACAAGCACGCACACAGAGCCAGGGAGUCCCCCCUCCAUGCUGCCAACCCCGGCUUCAGAAUGGGGUGGUCCCCACAGCCACCCAGACCUCUGUUGCCCUGAUUGCAGGUGGGCUGUCAGCCCCUGAAGGUGCUGGAGGAAGGGAGGGGGAGGCCCUCUCCUAGGGAGCAGGCAGCUUUCUGUCUCUUGCCCCUCAAGAUUCUUCUGUUAGCAAUCUGUGAUACUGACCUGCAGUUUGAGGCACCAGUCAAGUCAGCCCUCAGCUCCCCCUACCUAUUCUGCCCCCAACAAAACCCCAUUGGCAUCUGAGUCUGUCUGGGCUGAGGGGCUGCCCUGGUCACACCAGGGACGGAGCCAGGGAGUCAAGAGAGCUCAAGCCAGGCUUUGAGUCCCUUGCUCAUUUGAGUUCUCCUUUGUGGGGGGUGCUUGGUGUUGGACCCCAGACUUUGUGUUGGGUCAGCUUUGAAGGUCACGGGUAGCAGCUUCCUCAGUUCUGGGACAAGGCUGGAGUGCUAGAAGGGGGGUUCUCUCUGCCCUUCCCUGGGAGUCCCUGUGUCUACCGUGGUGCUCAUCCCAUCUCCCCUUUGUGCCUAUCAGGCUCCAUCUAUCCUGCCCGGGUCACCAUUGCCCCUCUAGGAGGGCUUGGGGGGAGGAGGGCUGCUUCUGGCGGUCCAAGGUGCUCCCUCCCCGAUGGCCAAGGUCUUCCCCACCCCAGCAUUGGGGGGGGUUCUUAUGGUUCCCCAUCUGCAAAUGGACCUUGUGGCCCUGAGGCCUUCUGCCCAGGACAUGUGUGGAGACCCAGGCUCCUCCCCAGUGGUGAUGUGGGGAGCAACAUGGGGGGUUUCCUGGUCAGCUCUUUCACCAUCUCAUCAUCUGAUGCCCCUUGUGGGGUCAGAGUCCAUCACCAGCUUUUCUUCCAGUUUGAGUGAGGGGACUGGGGACCUUGAGGACAAGACAGCCUGACCUCCUGGGGAUAUUUAACAGCCAGCUUCUGUCUUAGGACAAGCUUGGCCAUACCACAGGCCACCAUGUUUCAGCAGGACCCCAGGGGGACACUGGGUUUGCUGUGGUUGGAGCUGGAGUGUGAGAAACCAGGAAGGCCUGGGAAAGGUUCUGGAAUGUGGUCCUAGGGGUGGUGGUGGUGGUGGCAGGGGGUGUUUCUCCCUAAAGAGCAGAUCAUGUCUCCUUGCUACACAGGUGUCAACUGAGUGAGGGACCAAUGAGGGGAUGCUGGGGGCAGCCAGGUCAUGAUGCCUUUGGGUGUUUGGUCUGGCUGCCUGCCGACUGGUGCUAAGCCCCUUCCUCAUGGGCUGGAGGACAGGCAGGGGUGGUAGUGGUUGCUGUUGCCAGAUGACAUGAGUGUGUUGCCAUAUCUGGAUUCCAGAACCUUCUUGCUGAUCUGAUAGAAAGCAGACUUGCCCCCAAGAGCCCAGGCACAGGCUGGGAGUGGAUGGUUGGUGGAGAUGCCAGGUGGAUUCCCAAAUUCUGGGGAGCCCUAGGUGGGUGCACCCAGUCUCCAGCACUGGGGACAGUGGAGGAGGCUAAGAAUAUGCUUAAGGGGAGCAUGGAGACAGUUUAGACUUCCCCUGGUUGUUCUUGGUGCAGAGUUGCUGUAACAGCUGUGAUGUCAGCUGUAGCCCCUGGGGGGUGGGAGGUAGUGGUUGUGGAGCUGCAGAACCAAGAUUUUGGCAAGUGGAGAACUAACCAGGUCCCAAAGUAGAGACUGGUUUGAGCCCAGGAGGCGAGGAGUCCCAAGUUGUCAUAGCUGGUCUGCUUUUCUCUGCUGGGGAUUAGAGGUGACAGCCUUUCCCACCCAACUCCUACUCUGGGAGGGACCCAGUGAUGGGGGAGGCCCCCUCUUGUUCCUUGCAAGUCCUUGGCUUUGAGGGGAAGUCUAAGAAGUGAGAGGCUAGAUCAGAGUUAGGACGACACAGAGGCAGACAUUCUGGAGUCUUUCUGUUGAGAAAAAGGCAGGCAAGCCCCUUCAUGUGAGACCUGGCCACUGGGGGCCUCAGGGGCCUGUGGAGCAAGGAAGAACUUUGAGGACUGUGGGCUCCUGUCCCCCGUAACUGGAACGUCCUUCUCACUUUGGCCCCUUCUAGCAGCCCCCAGUUAAUGAGCAAGGGGUCCCAAAGCCUGGUUGCCCAGCCCUAGAAAUUAACAGACGACAAAAAAUAAUGCCGCAAUUCCUUCGAAUAAGCAGAGGGAGGAGGUGACUCAACAAGGUGCUAAGAAAAACACACACAUACACACAAAGCAUUUUAUUAAAAUAUAUAUUGUUAAAUUAAGUCUGCUGUCUGGACAAUGUUUGUUUUCUUUUUUUUUGUUUCGUUUUUGUUUUCUUGUAGUGGAGUUUCAAAGAGACUAUUAUUUUACUCUGAUAUAUUAUUAUUAAAAAAAAGGCAUUUUAACUUUGUACUUGAAAACUAAAUGAACGAUUUCAUGUGUUUUAGCUGAGGCAUUGAAGUAGUGGGUGCUUACUGAUCUGUGGGAGACCAUGUAUCCAUACUGAAGAAUAAACUCCUUAGCUGAUUUGGUGAGAACUCUUACUGUUACAGCUGACUGACUUCGCUUUGACCCCAACGGCAGAGCCCUUCACAUUCCACGCAGCUAAAUGCAGGACACCCCCCCCCAGACCCUGCCCCCCUCCAGGCUUCCCUCCACCUUUCUUUUCCCUUCCUCCUUUCCCUUUCAUUUCUGUUUCAUUUCUCCUGGUCCCAGCAGCCUUUUCCACCGCUGUAUUUUUUUUAGGGUUGCUUCUCUAUUUAUUGACAAUAAUAAUGUACAUUUCACAGUCUGGUUCUGGGACAUCUGGGGAGGGGGGCUGCGGGCGGGGAGGCCAUCCUGCAGGUCCCCGCUUUACGCCUCGGACCCCUGGCGUUCUGUUGUAUCUCUGUGUAAGUGAUGCUCGUGACAUAGCUGUUUAUGAAGUAAUUAAAGAGGUCAGUGCGUACAGCCGAUGUAGAAAGUCUGUCCAUUCCGCCUUCAUCACAUUUUUUUGUGCCCAGAAGAAUAUAAUAAAGCUCCUUUCUAAUGUA
This is a messenger RNA of Erinaceus europaeus (western European hedgehog), 8787 nucleotides long. RefSeq names its product DNA methyltransferase 3 alpha (gene DNMT3A). Gene Ontology annotation, cellular component: nucleus; cytoplasm. Gene Ontology annotation, biological process: negative regulation of DNA-templated transcription. The transcript is spliced from 25 exons. The record is from RefSeq and is a predicted model, not a curated record. Bases 465 to 3266 code for a protein of 933 amino acids. Gene Ontology annotation, molecular function: DNA (cytosine-5-)-methyltransferase activity. NCBI's taxonomy places the organism in Eukaryota, Metazoa, Chordata, Mammalia, Eulipotyphla, Erinaceidae.